Teleopsis dalmanni is the source of this 603-nucleotide messenger RNA. RefSeq lists its product as uncharacterized. Lineage: Eukaryota; Metazoa; Arthropoda; Insecta; Diptera; Diopsidae. The record is from RefSeq and is a predicted model, not a curated record. The transcript has a single exon. The coding region runs from base 1 to 603 and encodes 200 amino acids.
AUGGGUAAUGUAGAUAUGGCUAAUGUAGAUAUGGCUAAAGUAGAUAUUGCUAACUUCGAUAUGGCUAGUGUAGGUAUGACUAGUGUAGAUAUAACUGAUGCAUAUAUCACUAAUGUAUAUAUGGCUAAUGUAUAUAAUGCUAAUGUAGAUAUAACUGAUGCAUAUAUCACUAAUGUAUAUAUGGCUAAUGUAUAUAAUGCUAAUGUAGAUAUAACUGAUGCAUAUAUCACUAAUGUAUAUAUGGCUAAUGUAUAUAAUGCUAAUGUAGAUAUGGCUAAUGUAGAUAUGGCUAAUGUAGAUAUGGUUAAUGUAGAUAUGGGUGAUAUAAAUAUGGCUAGUGUAGAUAUGGCUAAUGUAGAUAUGGCUAAUGUAGAUAUGGCUAAUGUAGAUAUGGCUAAUGUAGAUAUUGCUAACUUCGAUAUGGCUAGUGUAGGUAUGGCUAGUGUAGAUAUGACUGAUGCAUAUAUCGCUAAUGUAUAUAUGGCUAAUGUAUAUAAUGCUAAUGUAGAUAUGGCUAAUGUAAAUGUAGCUAAUGUAAAAAUGGCCAAUUUAUACAUGGUUCAUAAAGAUAUGGGCUAUGUUACUUUAUAUAUCAACUUUUAA